AUGGAUGUGGUUAAGGCCAUGGACACUCAGAUGUUGGCUUUCACCCCAGCUAAGGCCACGGUUCAGGCAACUCAAAGAGCAGCUAGGACAGCUGGGACAGCAGCUGGUGUAGCUCGUGCAGCUGCACAAGUAGCUCGAACAGCUGCCAGGACGGUCGAGGACCGAGCUACGGUCGAAGCUGAGGUAAUGGAGAUCGAUCCACCAGCUCGUCCAGUUAGGAGAGUGGAUUACUUGAGCCUUCUAGCUCACAUCUCCAAGCAGUUUGCUGGUAGUUCUGAUCCCAUUGAGGCAGACGAGUGGAGGAGCAGUUUGGCUCAGAAUUUCAGCUCAACUCGUUGCCCAGAGGAGUACAAGAAGGACAUUGCGCUUCACUUCCUGGAAGGUGAUGCACAUAACUGGUGGUUAGCUCUGGACAAACGCACCAAUGGGACAAUUGAGCGGUUCUCAGACUUCGAGGUGGAGUUCAACCACAAAUACUUCCCGGCUGAAGCUUGGAACCGUCUGGAGUCUCAGUUCCUAGACUUGACUCAAGGACGCAUGACAAUACGUGAGUACGAAGAGAAGUUCAACCGGCUCAGACGAUAUGUGGGCAAGGAGUGGGAGGAGGAGACGGUACAGAUACGUAGGUUUGUUCGAGGCCUAAGGGUCGAACUUCGAACCUAUUGCUCCGCUGGUCACUUCCAGACAGUGUCUGAACUGGUGGAACGCAUGGCUAUGGUGGAGACUAACUUGGCCGAAGAGGCCAAGCUGAAGUCUAGGGGCCACACGGCUUCUAGUGGAUCCGGAAGCGACCGGAAGAGAACAAGGGACACAGCCGAAGGGGGCAAGGCCUCAAGUGAUAGGCCGGAGUGUCCUUCGUGCGGAAGGCAUCACGGUGGAGAGUUUUGGAAGGUAAAAGGGGCUUGCACCUGUUGUGGCAAGAUGGGCCACUUUGCUCGAGACUGUCCUGGACGGUCAGAGAACUGUGGACAGGGCUCGUGGGAGUGA
Messenger RNA from Brassica napus (rape), 987 nucleotides. RefSeq lists its product as uncharacterized. The coding region runs from base 1 to 987 and encodes 328 amino acids. NCBI's taxonomy places the organism in Eukaryota, Viridiplantae, Streptophyta, Magnoliopsida, Brassicales, Brassicaceae. Gene Ontology annotation, molecular function: nucleic acid binding; zinc ion binding. The record is from RefSeq and is a predicted model, not a curated record. The transcript has a single exon.